UGGACACGCGCCAAAACAACCACCACUGACGCCAACAUGAGCGACAUCGACCUCAUGUCCAGCCCACGAGGGCAUUCGCCCGAUCCAGGAGAGGAGGGAGAGGAUCGUUUCGAUGUCUUUAUGCCCGCGGUCCAGAACCUUGUGAACGCGCUGGGCGGCUAUGAGCGCGUCCCUACGGACGACGGCGGGUGGGAGAUGAUCUACCGUCCAGGCGACUCGGUGCUGGCCGUCAUCAAGGAUCUCAAGAAGCUGUGGCGCAAAGAUGACGCCGAUGACGACCGCACGGUCGCCCGCUGCAUGUACAAGGCCAACCUGAUGCAGGAGCUCAUCGGGCUUGUGGGGGAGGUGCACAACCGCGGAGAGUGGGGGAGGAAGGUGGCACUCAUGGCCUGCGACCUCGUAGCUGCUUUGACAUGGCCGAUUGACGUCGCGGCAGAGCUCAAGGAGCUUCAGGAUGAAGGGCCCGUAGUCACGGACUUUGCAAGUCUCCUCCGCGCCCACGUCGAAUACAAAGCGAUGAUCCUGCAAAGCGACACGCUGCGGUGCGUGCUGAGCCUUAUGAUUCCCUGCUUUGGAACGCAGCGGCGCGAUGAGAAGGAUGACCGCAUCAUCUCCCUAUGCCUCCACAUUGUCCGCAACCUGCUCGCCAUUCGCGAUGUCCGCGCCCCCGACACCGCGACGGGCGAGGAGGAGGAGCUGUCCCGUUUGCAGUCAACACUCAUCGUCCAGCUUGACAGUCUCGAGUACCUGAGCCUGUUCAUCACCAUGGCAUCAGAGGCCGAUCGCUCCACCGGCUUCAACUCCUACAACAUGUUGCUGCUCGACAUCCUCCACCUCAUCUAUCGAUGUAUUCGGCCUGAGGAGCUAGGCAAAGACCAAGCCACAGCGUCCUCGGAGAGUCUCGCCAAGCUGCUUGCAGAUGAGGAACGGCAGAAGAAUUUGUCCAAACUAGGCAAAGCAACCCGUCACUCGCGAUUCGGCACAACACUCGCCAUUCGCACACCGGGACAACGAUUUAUCCUCCACAACCAGGCAGCUAUGAGCGCCGACCCAGUGCUGAUGUUGGACCUGGUUAAAAAGGCGCGGGCACCCCACAAGAGGCGGGCUCAGGAUGAAUUGGUGGUAAACACAACGCUCACGACGGAGGCCAUCACUGUGUUGCAAGACUUCACCAUAAAGUUUCUUGAGUACUUUAACACCUUCUUUCGAUCCGUUGUCACAGAUAUCCGCAUGGAGCGGAGCAAAGUACGCCCGUCCGACAGCAUCCGCACAUUAUUUGUGUCUUCGACUCUGGUCGAAUACCUUAUUAUCCUUCGCCGAAAGGCGCAGUCGCGACUGGAGGAGUCUGCAAGAAGAGGACGCGACCCUAAAGCCAAGAGGAGCUCGCAGGAAAAAGCUCAAAAGCAGCAGGAGAUCAAGGAGGAGGUGGAUGCGGAGGCGCCUCUCGGAUGGGCUGCUGAAAUGGUCGACAUUGACUCACUGAAGUGGGUGACCGCACGAAUGAGGAUUGCUUUCGAGGACAAGGCGUGGACGGAAUUACAAGCAUCAGUUGAUUGCUUUACCCAGAUUCUUCUUGUCCUCGAAUCCAUGUCCUUAUCGACGAAUCAGGAGGAUGUUGAUGCGGGCAACCUGCUACAGAAUCAGCUAUACUACAACGCAGAUAUUCUGGACGCGUCACUCGCCGUAGUAUCCAACUUCACAUCGCAGUCGUACAGCUAUCUUAGCUCUGUGGUUGCGUUUGCGUACACGCUCUUUAGGACGCUUGAGAAGUAUUCAAAGUCACAGGCGUACAUGUUUGUGCGUAAGCGCAAGCCGGCUCGCAGGAAGCUGCCUCCUCCUAGCUCGAGCGGCGGUGAUGGGGCUGCGAUUCCAGAGGAGUAUCGCGACGACGAAGAGGAGGACAUGGAGGAAGAGCGAGACAGGCCAGAAUUUGCAGAACACAAAUUCACAUUUGAGGCCUUCGAGAGGAAACUUGCCCAGGAGUCUGUGACGCACACCUUGCUCUCGUAUCUUGAGCAGUACCAGACGUUCGAGAACGAGUUGCCUUUCAAGCGCGUAGUCGGACUCAUGCACCGCCAGGUAGUGAAGGCGCAGGCAGAGGGGCUUUACUUCAGCGUGUCGACUCUCAACCUUUUCCGCCAUAUUCUAAAAGACAAGCCAAAAUUGCCCCUCUGCGAUGGCACGAGCGACCUGUAUCGCUUAAUUCAGUUUGUGUUGCGCCAGUUCUUCAAGCGGCUCGAAGCCGACCCAUUCAUCAUGGUGGAAAUUUUCCUCCCUAAAUCUCGCGGGCAGUGGAAGGGCAUGUCGUCGUAUGCGGAGGAGGACAAUGUUCACGCCUCCGAGCGUGCUCGUGUGCGCGAGCAGAUGGGACCGCCAGAGCUGGAGUUUAUCAAGAAGAACAAGCUGUCAUGGAGCGACCAAAUGGCGGUUGCAAUUCGGAUGCUCCUUGAUGCCAACCACGAGGAGUGGGUGCGCUGGAUCAUCUCAACGCUCGAGAUUGCACUAGCGGGCCGUCUUCAGGUCGUCUUUAACGUCGACGGCGACCGACUACGCGGGGACGACAGCGACGAUGAUGACGGCGUGCGCCACCUCGCAGGGCCUAGCAAGGAAGCUCAGGACAAGUUUGAACGUUAUGAUCUGGAUGCCGACACCCAGGAGCGGAGGAAAGCUGUUACAACUGAUCAGCACCUACGGCUCAUGCUCAAGCUCGUCGGGUUCGAGCAGACUGACGAAACAAAUAACGCGGAUAGGACGUGGUUCAUCCCCGAGAGUGCGAUGCCUGACUCGCUGGAAGCCUCGAUCGGCGCAUUGAAGCAGUACUUCUUGAACCCGCCAACUCUUGACAAAGAUCCAAAAACAUUGGUACGCGCCGUACGCCAGCGUCAACUCAAGUCACCCGAGUAUAACUCGGAUGGCGAGGUUGUGGCUCCCGCUCCUCGCAAGCGACAGCGCAAGGAUGAGUUGCAGGUGUACAAAUCUGCAGCGUACAUCGACGACUCCGACGACGAGGCAGACGAUGAGGCGUUCUUUUCGCGCGAGGCGGAGCUGCGAGCUGAGAUGAGCGCGCUCGCUCAAGCAGCCGGGCACUCCAUGCGGAGCACUGGCACCAAGCGCAAACGCAAAAGCAACGCGAUUGAACCGCUACCGCUGGGAGACAUGGACAUGAACAUGCUGGAAGAUGACAGUGACGACGAGCGACGCGUAGGUAGCCCCAGCGGCGCGCGGAGCGACAGUGAAGACGUAUCGCCCGCUAAGGUGAAGCGGUUGAGGGACAACUUCUCGCCAGUCUCUGCGAUUAGUGACACCUCUGUCGCAAAGACACAGACACAGACGCGGCGGCGACGGGCAGUGGCGGACUCGGAUGAAGACGAGUAA
Cutaneotrichosporon oleaginosum is the source of this 3375-nucleotide messenger RNA. RefSeq lists its product as uncharacterized. Gene Ontology annotation, cellular component: replication fork protection complex. NCBI's taxonomy places the organism in Eukaryota, Fungi, Basidiomycota, Tremellomycetes, Trichosporonales, Trichosporonaceae. Gene Ontology annotation, molecular function: DNA binding. The record is from RefSeq and is a predicted model, not a curated record. Gene Ontology annotation, biological process: DNA replication checkpoint signaling; DNA repair; replication fork arrest.